Messenger RNA from Eremothecium gossypii ATCC 10895, 969 nucleotides. It is a transcript of the gene LIA1, whose product is annotated as deoxyhypusine monooxygenase. The transcript has a single exon. Bases 1 to 969 code for a protein of 322 amino acids. Lineage: Eukaryota; Fungi; Ascomycota; Saccharomycetes; Saccharomycetales; Saccharomycetaceae. Gene Ontology annotation, biological process: peptidyl-hypusine biosynthetic process. Gene Ontology annotation, molecular function: deoxyhypusine monooxygenase activity. The record is from RefSeq and is marked provisional.
AUGUCUACCGAGUUCGAGAAGAAAAUGGAGGAGCACAUCGACUCCUGCUCACUGGAGCAACUCCGCGACAUCCUGGUGAACAAAAACGGCGACGCCAAGCUCACCAACCGGUUCCGCGCACUGUUCAACCUCAAGUGCGUGGCCGAGGAGUUCGCGCAGCGCCCCGAGGAGGCGCAGCGCGCGGUCGAGUACAUCUGCGAGGCGUUCGCGGACAGCAGCGAGCUGCUGAAGCACGAGGUCGCGUACGUGCUGGGCCAGACCGGCAACCUCGCGUGCGCGGCGACGCUGCGCGAGGUGAUGCUGGACCACGCGCAGCAGUGCAUGGUGCGCCACGAGGCGUCCGAGGCGCUGGGCGCGCUGGGCGACGCCGCGUCGCUCGGCGCACUCGAGCGCUCGCGCCGCGAGGACCCCUCUGAGGAGGUGCGCCAGACGUCCGAGCUUGCCAUCGAACGCAUCCGCUGGCAGGCGUCCGGCGCCGCCGCGACCGAGCAACUGCAGCAGUCGCUGUACUCGUCCGUGGACCCCGCGCCGCCACUCUCGCUCGAGAAGGACUACGAUGUGCCGCAGCUGCAGGCGCUGCUCAACGACCAGCGCGCGCCGCUCUUCGAGCGCUACCGCGCAAUGUUCCGCCUGCGCGACAUCGGCUCCGACGAGGCCUGCUACGCGCUCGCGUCCGGCUUCGACGACCCCUCCGCGCUCUUCAAGCACGAGAUCGCCUACGUCUUCGGCCAGAUCGGCAACCCCUGCGUCGUCCCGCACCUGCAGGAGGUGCUCAAGCGCGAGCACGAGGCGCCCAUGGUGCGCCACGAGGCCGCCGAGGCCCUCGGCUCCAUCGCCACCGACGACGUCCUGCCCGUGCUCAAGCGCCACCUCCAGGACAAGGACGAGGUCGUGCGCGAGUCCGCGGCCAUCGCCCUCGAUAUGUACGACUACGAGAACAGCAACGAGCUCGAGUACGCCCCGGCGUAG